This is a messenger RNA of Trichoderma harzianum CBS 226.95, 1128 nucleotides long. RefSeq lists its product as hypothetical. The record is from RefSeq and is a predicted model, not a curated record. Bases 1 to 1128 code for a protein of 375 amino acids. The transcript is spliced from 2 exons. Lineage: Eukaryota; Fungi; Ascomycota; Sordariomycetes; Hypocreales; Hypocreaceae.
AUGAGCUCUCAAUCUCUCCGCUCGAUAUAUCGAGCGAGGCCAGAACUGGCACAAGCCGGAAAUGCCCUAAGAGGCUACUUCCGCCAAUUCUCCACGACGCAAUCGCAGCUCGACGAGGCACCUGCCGAUCCCAAUGCCAAACCUACAGCGCGACAACGCACCCGCGCGGCGGCUAGCGAGAUCAAUUCCUUGCCAAGAGUGAUCGAUGUGCGGAGUCUUCCUAAGGGAGGCAUGCUUCGAAGGCCGGGCGGACUGCGAGGACGAGGUACAGGUGCGGGCACGGGCACAGGCGGGCCAAAUGCUGCUGGCGCUCCUCGAACUGCGUCUCCGACCGGGAACCGAUUCUCGGCCGCUAACAGAGGGAGGGGAGGCUCUGCGCUUGGAGCAGGACGAGGAGGACGAACAGCCGGACGGCCAGGAGGCAGACCCGGCGCGGGCAAGGGCAGGGCGGCGAAGAAGGCCGAAGGCGAGGGCGGCAACAAAGCAGCCGGUGCCGCUGGCCCUCGUGGCAAGAGGCAGGAUCCCUUUGAGAGAAUGGACCCCCAGGAGCAGCAGUUUGACGACGCCGUGCGGUUCGGCACGCGCACCGAGUUCAAGCCCUCUCUGACCAAGGAGGCCCUGACGACGUUUGUGCCGGCCACGCCCGCCACGCCCGAGGGCCGCCUGGCCACCGUCAUGGAGAACCUCAGCAUCCUCGGCGGCAGGGCGGAUCCCGUGGGCGUGCCGCAGGGCCUGCAGGCCAAGAACUACGCCGAAGAGGUGCAGGGCAACGGCGCGCGCUUCUUCGCUAAUGUUAAGGCUCGGGAGGCGGCGGAGGAGUAUCUCCAGGAGCAGCGAAGGGAGAAGCUGCUGGCUGAGGGCAAGGAGGUACCUGCUGAGCAGCAGCCCAUUAUCAAGGACGCCGAGGAGGCUGUUAAGAAGGCUAUCCUUGACCAGGCUGUGGCGGGGAAGCACGAGACGCCGCGGUUUGCGACUGACCCUGUGGGUAUUUCGAGGGCGUGGCACUUGAGGUCUGGGACGUACACCCAGAGAGACGUGGAGAAGUUUGAGAAGAAGCUGACGACGUUGUUGGGCGUGGGGGCGGGUGGUAAGGGAGGCAAGAAUGUGAAGGCUCAGGCGAAGGCUUGA